This is a messenger RNA of Teleopsis dalmanni, 1518 nucleotides long. It is a transcript of the gene Rab27, whose product is annotated as ras-related protein Rab-27A. Gene Ontology annotation, biological process: positive regulation of exocytosis; melanosome transport. The record is from RefSeq and is a predicted model, not a curated record. Bases 693 to 1394 code for a protein of 233 amino acids. Lineage: Eukaryota; Metazoa; Arthropoda; Insecta; Diptera; Diopsidae. Gene Ontology annotation, cellular component: melanosome; secretory granule. The transcript has 3 exons. Gene Ontology annotation, molecular function: GTPase activity; GTP binding.
UUAUGAUUUUGUGCUGAUUUUGUUAUAAUUAAAGAAAAUACGAUUUACUCAGAUAAAAAAAAAAAUAAAAACAAAACCCAAAUAAACUUAGCGCUUCUACGGGAGCUUUAUACGCAUUUUGUAAUUUUAUUAACAAAGUUUUAUUGUUUUGCCAUAAUCGCAGGCGAGGCACGUGUGCGAAAUUAAACGGAAGUGCCAUAAUUAAGGAAAGUGCAUAUACCACCCCCUCGUACGUUCUAGAAAGGAAACACAACGAAAGACUAUUGAAACUAUUAAAAGAAAAAUAAAUUCAUUAGGACUCAUUAAAAGAUUUACGUGUGUCAUUGCAAUAAAAUCCAAUGGGAAUUAUCCAACGCCACAUAUGAAAAGUCAAGACUUUUGCUACAUUUUGUUAUCAAUUAAACAAAAGAUACUGCCUUAAUAUAAUAACCAGGACAUCAAGGACAUUGCGUAAUUGACGUAUCUAGAAAAUUAUUCUCAAUUAUCUUCAAUUCAUACGUUGGCUGACUUCGGUCGACUCAAUACAUUUUAUCCUGUAUCUGUGCCUGAGCCCGAGCCUGUGCCUGUGUCAACGUCCUUUUACAGCCGCAAAUCCGCAGCAAAAUAUAAAUAAAUUUAUUUCUUAUUUAAACAUUUUUUUUUAGUAUUUUUUAUUUUUAAUUUUGUUUUGUAAAUUCGUGCUGAAUGUUAACAUGGCGAUGGGAGCUAAUAUCGAUUAUGACUUUUUAUUGAAAUUCCUGGCACUCGGAGAUUCUGGAGUGGGAAAGACAAGCUUCUUAUAUCAAUACACAGAUGGGCAAUUUCAUUCACAAUUUAUCUCAACAGUGGGUAUCGAUUUCCGAGAAAAGCGUUUGAUUUAUACAUCACGUGGUCGUAAUCACCGUAUUCAUCUACAGCUCUGGGACACUGCAGGUCAGGAACGUUUUCGUUCCUUAACAACAGCCUUUUAUCGUGAUGCCAUGGGAUUUCUAUUAAUUUUCGAUGUGACAAAUGAAAAAUCAUUUCUGGAAAUAGCAAAUUGGCUUGAGCAAUUGCGUAUGCAUGCUUACUCCGAAGAUCCUGAUGUAGUGCUUUGUGGCAAUAAAUGCGAUCUGGAAUCAGCGCGAGUUGUCAGCCAUCAGCAAGUCUGCGCUUUGGCUGACAGAUAUAAUCUACCCUAUAUUGAGACGAGCGCUUGCACCGGCUUGAAUAUUCGUCAAGCAAUAGAAUUGCUGGUGGGUCGGGUAAUGGAACGCAUGGAGAAUUCAACAUUGAAUGCAGAACUUUCACGUCUGAUGACACACUCUCGCUGUUUGCCCAGUUUUGGGUUUCACAAUGACACACUUAAGUUAGGCUAUCACAAUGGAAAUAUGGAACAGAGUGAAGAGCAAUGUAGAAAAAACUGCAACUGCUGAAGGACAUGAUGUUAAGGAUUUUGAAACUGAAACUGCUCACUAUAGGAACUACUCUACAGUUGCUGUUUGGUACAAUAAUUUUAAAGUAUUUAUGUAAAUUAGCUAAUAUUGUUGUUUUUUAAUG